UAUUUUAUCUAUAUGUUGCUCUUGAUAAACAACAAAAAGCACAGGGAUAUUUAUAUUGGGAUGAUGGAGAAUCAAUUGAUACCUAUCAAAGAUUAGAUUAUAAUUAUUUUAGAUUCAAUUAUGAUGCACAACGUUUAAUACUUGAACCAUGGACAUAUAAAUAUCCUGAAAUGAAUAAUAGAUUAGAAGAAAUUUCAAUAUUUGGUGUGAUAAAACAACCAACGACAAUUCUUUGGAAUAGACAAGAAUUAUCGAAAGACAAAUGGACAUUCGAUACAAAUACAAAAGUUUUGAAAAUGAAAACAUUAGCUUUAGAUUUAUCUCAAAUACAUAGAUUUGUGUUUCUAUGA
Molecule: messenger RNA, 350 nt
Organism: Rotaria sordida
Lineage: Eukaryota; Metazoa; Rotifera; Eurotatoria; Philodinida; Philodinidae
Source: the annotation of a GenBank genome assembly